GCCAGUACCUGUGGGUGGAGUGAGUGCACCUGCGGACACCGCUCAUUCUGAGACGUUUAUGGCUUUAAUAAGGACGCACGGGCUGCUGAGACAUAUGUGCCAUGGACGCUAAGCCCCAGCUUCUGGACCUGAGCUCCAGCCACCCAGUGUCUAAAGGUCAGGUUGGAGGUCAACCAGAGAAACCUCCAUAUUCCUACGUGGCUCUCAUCACCAUGGCCAUAAAGGCGAGUCAGGGAGGAAGACAAACUGUGAGCGGCAUUUACGAUUUCAUCACCUCCAGGUUUCCUUACUAUGAGAAGAAUAAGAAAGGCUGGCAGAACAGCAUCAGACACAACCUCUCUCUGAACGACUGUUUCCUGAAGGUACGCCGAGACACCAACGCAGAGGGAAAGGGAAACUACUGGAUGAUAGACCCCGCUUUUAACGAGAUGUUUGAACCUGGAAAAUACCGGCGUCGCAGGCAGCGGGUGAGGAGACCCUGCACACCCCCGACGGUACCUUACCUGUCUAGGAACCCGGUGGAGUUUCCUAUGGAGCCUUUCUACCUGCCGCCCUGUUCUUGGACCAGCCUGUACCAGCCACUGCCCGGCUCAGGAUGCCCAACACCGCCUGUCUUCUCGGCUCACACCCACCGUACCUUCUAUCCGCCAUCACACCUCCACCACCAGACGAGUUGCCCGUACCAACAGCUGCCGGUGCUGCUGCACCACAGCGGCUGUUCCUUCAGUGGAAUGACGCAGCCGUUGAGCACCGACCACGGCGCAGUGUCCACCUAUUCAAUACAAGCAGAGUCGCAGGUUCUCCAUUCAUUUGACCAUUGAGAUUGAUAUCAACAAAUACAGCAUUAACAGCCAGUUCACAGACUGAAAGUUCACUUCUGUUCGGCUGUGCCAUUUCCUAAAUGGUUCGUAAGUUUUGGUCGGUCAACAGUUGUUAACUUGACCGUUGAUCAAGUUUUGAAAAACAAUUUUCCUGUCUUAAUAACUUUAUUUUACCACUGUAAAAAGUACGAAAUUUUGUUAAUGAAAAUGGCGCCAUCAAGUGGACUGCAAGUGUGGUUUUGACUUAAGUUUAUGUUCGUCUUUUGCAACGGCAGACUCCUUUGUUUUAUCCAUUUUGUUUACACGCACAAAUGUUCCUACGUUAUUUAUUCGGUUUUGGUUUAUCAUUGAUUUGUUAUAAAACGUUUGUGAGUGAGGAAUUUGUGUCGUUUCCUUUGAUUAAGUUGUUUCAAACGACAUACUGGUUGAUAUUAAAUGUUUAUUUUUGCACUCU
Messenger RNA from Cynoglossus semilaevis (tongue sole), 1275 nucleotides. It is a transcript of the gene foxl2l, whose product is annotated as forkhead box L2-like. The record is from RefSeq and is a predicted model, not a curated record. Gene Ontology annotation, molecular function: DNA-binding transcription factor activity, RNA polymerase II-specific; RNA polymerase II cis-regulatory region sequence-specific DNA binding. Bases 102 to 821 code for a protein of 239 amino acids. NCBI's taxonomy places the organism in Eukaryota, Metazoa, Chordata, Actinopteri, Pleuronectiformes, Cynoglossidae. The transcript has a single exon. Gene Ontology annotation, biological process: regulation of transcription by RNA polymerase II; anatomical structure morphogenesis; cell differentiation.